Messenger RNA from Xyrauchen texanus (razorback sucker), 3642 nucleotides. RefSeq names its product sorting nexin 14 (gene snx14). The record is from RefSeq and is a predicted model, not a curated record. Gene Ontology annotation, molecular function: phosphatidylinositol-3,5-bisphosphate binding. Gene Ontology annotation, cellular component: late endosome. Gene Ontology annotation, biological process: autophagosome maturation. Bases 140 to 3022 code for a protein of 960 amino acids. NCBI's taxonomy places the organism in Eukaryota, Metazoa, Chordata, Actinopteri, Cypriniformes, Catostomidae. The transcript is spliced from 31 exons.
AAACCAGGUAGGGAAGUGUCUAAACUCUCGCUAUUGAUCAGUAAUCUGAUCAUGUGAAUCAUUUAGCGGAUGACCGAUACAGUAAUGCGAUGAUGUGUUCACAUGCCUAUAGAGUUCAUAUUUGACCUGUGAUCAUCAUAUGUCAGGUAUAAUGUUGGACUCAUUGGUGGGCUCUGUGAGGAGGCAUCUGCGCUUGGAUGCCUUUAAGGAUGUUGCCCAUCAGUAUCCUGUUAUCUUCUGUAUCUUCAUGUUUAUGAUCUCCUCCACCAUCAUACUCAACCAAUAUCUCCAUAUUCUGAUGAUAUUCUGGUCAUUUUUGGCUGGAGUGAUCACAUUCUACUGCUCACUCAGUCCGGAAUACCUGCUGCCUAAUAUUCUCACCUCUAUAAGGACCAAGAGGAAGGCACAGGAGCAGCAGGAAUUAUUUCCACUGUUUCACAGCUGUGCAGUAUGUGGCAAACACCAGUGCACACGUCACAGACCUACACUUCUCCUGGAAAACUAUCAGCCAUGGCUGGACCUUAAAGUGCCGUCCCAAGUGGAUGCCAGUAUUUCAGAGGUUCUGGAGUUAGUUCUGGAGAACUUUGUUUAUCCGUGGUACAGAGAUAUUACAGAUGAUGAGGGAUGUGUGGAUGAACUGAGACAGACGAUUCGUUUCUUUGCUGCAGUUCUGGCUCACCGUGCACAAAAGGUGGAUGUUCCUUCACUUGUGAUAUCUAAAAUGCUUAAAGCUGCUAUGAAGCACAUUGAGAUCAUUGCUAAAACACAUCAUAAAGUAAAGAAUGCAGAAGAUCUUCAGCAAGCAGCACUGGCAGAGUAUGGUGCAGAUCUUCAUGUAGCUCUGCGUGGCCGUAAAGAUGAGCUGCAUUACUUGAGGAAACUCACAGAGCUGCUGUUUCCAUACGUCAUGCCUCCUAAAGCAACCGACUGCAGAUCUUUGGCUCUGCUGAUUCGAGAGGUCAUGACAGGUUCUGUGUUUCUCCCUAUCAUGGACUUCAUAGCCGACCCUGACACAGUAAAUCACAUGGUGCUCAUCUUCAUUGAUGAUACUCCACCUGAGCAGUUGACAGAUCCCCCAUCUGCACUGGUGCCAUUCUUGCAGAAGUUUGCAGACACUCGCAACAAGAAAACCUCUGUGUUGAAGUUGGACUUGAAGGAGAUCAGGGAAGAGCAGGAUCUGUUAUUUCGCUUCAUGAGUUUUCUGAAGGAGGAAGGAGCUGUACAUGUGCUGCAGUUCUGCCUGACUGUGGAGGAGCUUAACGAUAGGAUCUUGUGUCCUGACUUGAGUGACGCUGAGAUGCAGCAUCUGCAUGAGGAGGUGCAGAAGAUCUAUCACAUGUACUGUCUGGAGGAGAGCAUUGACAAGAUCAGCUUUGACUCCUUCAUCAUAGACGAGAUACACAACAUCGCUCAGGGGCCAUAUACUGGUGUGGUGAAGCUGCAGACCAUGCCUUGUCUGUUUGAGGCAUAUGAACAUGUGCUGUCUCUACUCGAGAACGUCUUCACACCCAUGUUUUGCCACAGCGAUGAGUAUUUUAGACAUCUGCUGUGGGGCGCUGAGUCUCCUGCAAGAAACUUAAAGUUAAUCAGGAAUUUGAGUUUGGAAGAUUUAAGGAGUACGUCGAAGCGCGGCGAGUCAUUUGGGAUUAGCCGCAUUGGCAGCAAGAUAAAGGGUGUGUUUAAGAGCAGCACGAUGGAGGGCGCACUGCUGCCACAACAAUACACCAUGAUUGAAGGAGAAGACGAUGCGGUCGAGGAGGCAGUGAUGGUUUUUGAAGAUGACUCUCCGGGGCCUGUGGAGGUGGUGGGAACUCCAGGAACAUUGCGAAACCUAUCUGCCUGGACCAUCUCCAUGCCUUUUGUGGAUUUCUAUGAGGACGACUUGAAGAAAGAACGCAUUCCAGUCUUCUGUAUCGACGUGGAGCGCCAUGAUAGAAAGAACGUGGGACAUGAGACUGAAAUGUGGUCCGUUUAUAGAAGAUACCUGGAGUUUUACGUGCUAGAGUCCAAACUCACAGAAUUUCAUGGCCCAUUCCAGGACACCCAACUCCCUUCCAAAAGAAUUAUUGGACCAAAGAAUUAUGAGUUCUUGUCCUCCAAACGAGGUGAUUUUGAGGAAUAUUUACAGAAACUGCUUCAUCACCCAGAGCUGAGUAACAGUCAACUGCUUGCAGAUUUCCUCUCGCCUCACAGUAUAGAGUCACAGUUCCAGGACAAAAGGUUGCCAGAUGUUAACCUGGGAAAAAUAUUCAAGUCCGUUCCUGGAAAACUUAUGAAAGAGAAAGGGCAGAAUCUGGAACCGUUUAUCCAGUCGUUCUUCAGCUCCUGUGAAUCCCCUAAACCCAAACCCAGCAGACCUGAACUCACCAUCCUCAGCCCCACAGCAGAAAAUAACAAGAAGCUGUUUAAUGAGCUGUACAAAAACAACGCCAAUCUACCUGAAGGUCUGGAGAGAAAGCACAACCAGAACUAUUUCAUGGAGCUCAUGGAGGUUGAUGGAAUUUAUGACUACUUGAUGUACAUUGGUCGCGUGGUGUUCCACAUGCCUGACUGGCUACAUCACAUCCUGAGUGGAGGUCGUAUACUCUUGAAGAGGACUCUAGAGGCAUACGUAGGACACCAUUUCCAGUGCAAACUAGAUCAGAUCAUGCAAGAGCACCGCCUGGUCUCCCUCAUCACACUACUGAGAGAUGCAGUGUUCUGUGAGAGUACAGAAGAACGGUCUCCUGAAGACAAACAAAGACGAGCCAAACAAACCUUUGAAGAGAUGAUGAAAUACCUGCCAGAUAAUUUGUCAAAAAAAGAAAAACAACAGAAAACAUACUUAGAACAACUACUAUUUGAUGUAGUGGGGAAAUGUAUCGGUGAAGAAGCAAAGUAUGAGGGCGUCAAGAUGCUUUUCAAUGCCAUUCAGCAGCCCCUCCUCAACAAACAGGUGACGUAUGUUUUGCUUGACAUCGCUGUUCAGGAGCUCUUUCCAGAACUCAACAAGAAGGCUGGUCUUUCUACAAGAUGGCUGUGAAACAUUCUCAGACGCCCAGAAGAUCCAUUAACAUAUUAACAUGUUAUUUUAUUACACUGUUCAAAUACAGUUAUUUAUUCACUCUAAUGAGGUGCAUCUAACCAUUUAUUUGAACCCUUAACUGUAACAGAAUAAUGACAUUAUAACAUCAGAAAAACACACAAAAGUCAUAUAAGACUAUCAGUGUAACAUCCUUCAUUACAGAUGUAAAGAUUUUCAGCUUUGGUUUAAACGAUUAAACAGACAUGAGAUACAGAGACAAAUAUACUAUAUAUAUAUAAAUAAUGUACAAAACUUAAUUAACGUAAUUGAGUCAUAUAGUGUAAAACAUUUUAGAACCAAGUGCAAAAUAAAAAUCUUUUAAAGGCCCUGAAAACAAUGUUUUUGUCUUUGAAAUAAGCAAACCAAAGUCUUAUUAUAUCCAGCUCCUCUGUCACUGCUCAUUUGUAGUAAAUCAAAACCUAUUAAAUUAUUUAUUCACAUUUCAUUUCAAAUAAAUGCUUAAGAACAGGUGUACAGUAACUACCUGGGCAAAGUAGGGUUAGUUUUUUUUAUCACCAAACUAACCACCAACUUCAUUGUCACUAACUGUGCUGUUUAUCAUCGAUAUUAUCAACAAA